GUCAACGCGGGGGUGCUUUCGUCGCCUAGCCUCGCGUCGGCCCAGCCUGGCCAGGCCAGCGGGCAGAUGCCCCGAGCUGCCGCGGCCACUGCUGCCGACUCGGCUGGUCGCAGUGUAGGAGGCGGGCGACCAGCCCGGGGCCGCUGAGUGUGACGGACGGGGCCAGGGGCCGCCGGGCGCCCAGGCGACGGUGGCUCCGUGCGGACCAUGUAUUUCCUGAGUGGCUGGCCCAAGAGGCUGCUCUGCCCUGUUGGGAGUCCCGCCGAGGCGCCUUUCCACGUUCAGUCCGACCCGCAGAGGGCUUUCUUCGCUUUGCUGGCCCCGGCCCGCCUCAGCAUCUGGUACAGCCGACCUAGUGUAUUAAUUGUAACCUACAAGGAGCCUGCGAAAUCAUCCACUCAGUUUGGAUCCUACAAGCAAGCUGAAUGGAGGCCAGAUAGUACAAUGAUAGCCGUGUCAACGGCAAAUGGCUACAUCUUGUUUUUUCAUAUUACAUCUCCAAGAGGGGACAAGUACCUUUAUGAACCAGUAUAUCCCAAAGGAAGUCCACAAAUGAAGGGGACACCUCAUUUUAAGGAAGAACAGUGUGCUCCAGCUUUAAAUUUAGAGAUGAGGAAAAUACUGGAUUUGCAAGCACCCAUUAUGAGUUUGCAAUCUGUGCUGGAAGAUCUCCUCGUUGCCACUUCUGAUGGACUUCUUCAUCUUAUUCACUGGGAAGGAAUGACAAAUGGAAGGAAAGCUAUUAAUCUUUGCACAGUACCAUUUUCAGUAGACCUGCAGUCAUCCAGAGUAGGUUCAUUCCUGGGCUUUACAGAUGUACACAUCAGAGACAUGGAAUACUGUGCCACACUUGAUGGGUUCGCUGUUGUGUUUAAUGAUGGUAAAGUUGGAUUUAUUACACCAGUGUCAAGUAGAUUUACUGCAGAGCAGCUUCAUGGGGUUUGGCCACAAGAUGUUGUUGAUGGAACAUGUGUAGCAGUAAAUAACAAGUAUCGACUAAUGGCAUUUGGUUGUGCAAGUGGUUCUGUGCAGGUUUAUACAAUAGAUAACACCACGGGAGCCAUGCUGCUGUCUCAUAAACUAGAGCUAACAGCAAAGCAAUAUCCUGAUAUUUGGAACAAAACAGGAGCUGUCAAGUUGAUCAGAUGGUCUCCAGACAAUAGUGUUGUGAUAGUGACCUGGGAAUGUGGAGGCCUUUCUCUGUGGAGCGUGUUCGGAGCACAGCUGCUUUGUACACUGGGAGGAGAUUUUGCUUAUAGGUCUGAUGGUACCAAAAAAGAUCCCCUUAAGAUCAGCUCUAUGAGCUGGGGUGCAGAAGGCUAUCAUCUAUGGGUAAUCAGCGGAUUUGGUUCUCAAAACCCUGAAAUUGAGUCUGACCUUAGGAGUAUAGUUAAACAGCCCAGCAUUCUGCUUUUUCAGUUUAUCAAGAGUGUACUCACUGUAAACCCUUGUAUGAGUAACCAAGAACAUGUGUUGCUUCAAGGGGAGGAUCGCUUAUAUUUGAACUGUGGAGAGGCUUCACAAACUCAGAAUCCCAGGAGUUCUUCAACACACUCAGAGCAUAAGCCCAGUCGAGAAAAGAGCCCAUUUGCAGAUGGGGGGUUAGAGUCUCAGGGGUUAAGCACUUUACUUGGACAUCGGCAUUGGCAUGUUGUGCAGAUUUCCAGCACCUAUCUAGAGAGCAAUUGGCCUAUACGGUUUUCAGCUAUUGAUAAGCUUGGACAAAAUAUUGCUGUGGUUGGCAAGUUUGGUUUUGCACAUUAUUCAUUACUCACCAAAAAAUGGAAACUUUUUGGAAACAUCACCCAGGAGCAAAAUAUGAUUGUGACAGGUGGCUUAGCCUGGUGGAAUGAUUUUAUGGUUCUUGCGUGUUAUAAUAUAAAUGAUCGUCAAGAAGAGCUCAGAGUAUACUUGCGAACAUCAAAUCUAGACAAUGCUUUUGCUCACGUCACCAAAGCACAAGCAGAAACAUUACUGCUUAGUGUCUUCCGGGACAUGGUAAUAGUAUUUAGAGCAGAUUGUUCAAUAUGCCUUUACAGUAUUGAAAGAAAAUCUGAUGGUCCAAACACUACUGCUGGUAUUCAAGUUCUUCAGGAGGUCUCCAUGUCACGUUACAUUCCUCACCCUUUCCUGGUAGUAUCUAUCACUCUGACAUCAGUGAGCACAGAGAAUGGAAUUACCCUGAAAAUGCCACAGCAGGCUCGUGAUGCAGAGAGCAUUAUGCUAAACCUUGCAGGACAGCUCAUCAUGAUGCAGAGGGAUAGGUCGGGCCCUCAGAUCAGGGAGAAGGACAGUAACCCUAACCAAAGGAAACUUCUGCCAUUCUGUCCUCCCGUUGUACUCGCUCAGUCUGUUGAAAAUGUCUGGACUACAGGUCGAGCAAGUAAACAAAAACGUCACCUUCUAGAGGCUCUCUGGCUGAGCUGUGGUGGUGCAGGGAUGAAAGUUUGGCUCCCUCUCUUCCCUAGGGAUCACCGCAAGCCCCAUUCCUUCUUGUCCCAGCGGAUCAUGCUGCCUUUCCACAUCAAUAUUUACCCUCUGGCUGUUCUAUUUGAAGACGCAUUAGUCCUCGGUGCUGUCAAUGACACUUUACUUUAUGAUUCUUUGUAUACUCGGAACAAUACUAGGGAACAGCUGGAGGUGCUCUUCCCUUUCUGUGUUGUGGAGAGAACUUCUCAGAUCUACCUGCACCAUAUUUUACGUCAGCUUCUAGUCAGAAACCUUGGGGAGCAAGCCUUGCUCUUGGCCCAGUCCUGCGCAGCGUUACCUUACUUCCCCCACGUGCUGGAGCUUAUGCUCCAUGAAGUCCUAGAAGAAGAAGCUACCUCACGGGAGCCCAUUCCCGACCCUCUCCUUCCCACUGUGGCAAAAUUUAUUACGGAGUUCCCCCUUUUCCUGCAGACAGUUGUCCAUUGUGCCAGAAAGACUGAGUAUGCCCUGUGGAAUUACCUUUUUGCAGCUGUUGGAAACCCCAAGGACUUGUUUGAGGAAUGUUUGAUGGCUCAGGAUUUGGACACAGCUGCCUCUUACCUUAUUAUCUUACAGAAUAUGGAAGUCCCAGCAGUAAGUAGGCAACAUGCCACCCUUCUGUUCAACACAGCACUAGAACAAGGCAAAUGGGACCUGUGUCGACACAUGAUUCGAUUUCUUAAAGCCAUUGGCUCUGGAGAAUCUGAAACACCUCCAUCCACACCCACAGCUCAGGAACCCAGUUCAAGUGGUGGAUUUGAGUUCUUCAGAAAUCGAAGCAUCAGUUUAUCCCAGUCAGCUGAAAAUGUUCCUUCUAGUAAAUUCAGCUUACAGAAAACAUUAAGUAUGCCAUCUGGUCCUUCUGGAAAAAGGUGGAGUAAAGACAGUGACUGUGCUGAGAACAUGUACAUUGACAUGAUGCUCUGGAGACAUGCUCGGCGCCUCUUAGAAGAUGUGCGCUUAAAAGACCUUGGCUGCUUUGCAGCCCAACUGGGCUUUGAGCUAAUCACUUGGCUGUGCAAGGAACGUACCCGAGCCGCCCGGGUAGACAACUUUGUAAUAGCCUUGAAGAGACUCCACAAAGAUUUCCUGUGGCCACUUCCUAUCCUCCCAGCCUCUUCUAUCAGUUCUCCUUUCAAAAAUGGAAAAUACCGAACAGUGGGAGAGCACCUAUUAAAGUCUCAAUCAGCUGAUCCUUUUUUAAACCUUGAGAUGGAUCCUGGCAUCUCCAAUAUCCAGCGAAGUCAGAGCUGGCUUAGCAACAUUGGCCCCACCCAUCAUGAGAUAGAUACAGCCUCAUCCCAUGGAACACAAAUGCAGGAUGCCUUCUUGUCACCUUUAUCUAAUAAAGGUGAUGAAUGCAGUAUUGGUUCAGCCACAGAUUUAACUGAAAGUAGCUCCAUGGUGGAUGGAGACUGGACAAUGGUAGAUGAAAAUUUCUCCACCCUCAGUUUAACUCAAUCAGAGCUAGAGCAUAUCUCCAUGGAAUUGGCGAGUAAAGGGCCUCAUAAAUCCCAGGUCCAGCUGCGGUAUUUGCUACACGUUUUCAUGGAGGCAGGAUGCCUGGACUGGUGCAUUGUUAUCGGCCUGAUUCUUAGAGAAUCCUCAAUAAUCAAUCAGAUUUUGGUUAUUAUACAAUCUUCAGAAGUAGAUGGAGAGAUGUUACAGAAUAUAAAGACAGGACUACAUGCGGUAGACCGAUGGGCUUCUACAGAUUGCCCUGGAUAUAAGCCAUUUUUAAAUAUCAUUAAGCCACAACUACAGAAGCUCAAUGAAGUAACAGAAGAGCAGGUCCAGCCCGACACCUUCCAGCCAGUAACUAUGGGUAAGACUCCCGAACAGUCUAACCCCCGGACAGAGGAGAACAGAAGCUCCUCUGGCCCUGGAGGUAUUUCCCAGUGUGAGGUCGGGGUUAGCAGUAUGGUCAGCCGGAAAGAAGAGGACACAGCCCAAGCAGAGGAGGAGGAACCUUUUCAGGAUGGGACUUACGACUGUUCUGUGUCCUAAAAACAGUGACAUACCAUCACAAUGGACAGUAUUAAUUAGCAGCAGGGUGCAACAAAGUACACUGGGACUUAGUUGGAUAAUUUAAUGGGGAGAGAACUCAGCUCAGAGUCUCUUUGGUCAAGUAUUACUAGAUUUUAACUAAUUCUUUCUCCUCUAAGAAAUUUCUUUGACUCCAUAAAAAUGUGAUAUUGAAUAAAGCAAACUUUUAUAAAAAAUAUUUUUAAGCUGCAGUGGAAAGUAAUAAAGAAUAUUAUACAGAUGUACAUGAGAAUAUUUUGGUUUUAUUCAAAGAUUGGUAGCUCUUAAACCAUAGGGACUGUUUUGCCCCAGAUGAGCUUACUUUUUCACUACUUAUAGCCUCUUAAUGUUUUCUGCUUCAUUGUAUGUCCAGAAAGCUUUUUAAAAAAUAAAUGCUAAGGUGCUUGCUAUAGCUCAUCAGGUACUUGAACUACCUGUUUGCUCUCUUGAAUAGAGCUCACUGGACUCCCCAGUUGGUCCUCCUAAUAGACAUACAAGGUGCCAAUGUUAGGGAGACAGUCUCCUUGGCUCUCCUGUCCUAUUAAAUCCCAGUCCUGAAUGGAUAGAAGCUAUUUACCUGUGAGUUAACGUGCCUGUUUUAGCAAGCCUGAUUCCUAGUAGAUCAAUGUGGGCAGAUGUCUGAGGGGUUCUCAUCAAUUAUGCUGUUAGAUACCACUAAACUAUUUUGUAUCAAAGAACUGUAUCUUUUUUGAAUGCUCUUGUGUAAAUAUACUUAAAGGCACUGUUCAUAUUUUUAGGGGUCAUAUUAUAAUUUGUAAGGUUUUAUGCUGGAUUCUGAAUGACUAUAUAUGUAUAUAUACAGGACUUGCUGUUCUUUCCAAAAUGAGGAGUCUUCAUAAGGAAGACAGGUUUGUUGGCAUGGUCAUAAAGUAACAGAAAUGAUCACACUGAUCAUGAAGGAAGUGGAAUAGGUUUUGUGCAAAUUAAUGUAGUUUCUUAUUUAUUGCUUUUGUAAAUUGAAUAAAAAUGGACAUUUAUGUGAAUAGACUGCUGAAUCCUGUAUUAUCAAGGCUACUAAAAAUGAGUGUAUAAAGAAUGCAUUCUUCAUUGUAAACUUACGAAAUAUUUUAUGUAUUUCUAGAUAGGACUUAAUUGUAGUUUUCAUACAUUGAAAAUAGAACUGCAUACUCCUUAAUUGCUUUGGACACAUAUCCACUGUAAGUAAUUCUAAUUACCUUAUAACAGUAUUAAUUUAGAUAGCUUGUUUGUACUGUGCAAUUCGAACAAGGAAUGCAAUGUUAUUUUUUACAAAACAAACUUGUUUAUUUUUAUAAUGGUGUAUUUGAUGUGGACCAAAUUUGUACCACUAUGUAAAAUAGCCUCUCAUAGUGCAAUUAUACUUUGGAAACAAAACUUGGUCCUCUAUCCUUGCUUUUUAAAGUAAAUGGCUAGAUUUAGUUGUUUCAGCCAGGUUUCCUUUGAAGGGAAACCCAAAACCAUUUGAAAUUGCUUAGUUCAAAAUUCAUCAAACUAUCUAAAAUUAUUGAGUUGGGUAAUUGACUAUCAUUUACUUUUUACAAGUGCAAUAAUUUGACAUAAAACUCCUAAAUGGGUGGAGUAUGUGAUUAUUGGUACCUAGUCCUUCUGGUGCUAUUUUUAUUUAAGUCUUUUGUUUUAAACCACCUAUCCCAGAAUCUUAAGAUAAUGUUUUGCAUGUGAGUACAUGCAGCCGCACAAGAAACUAAACUGAACUUUCUUCUCCUUUCCUAGUCUGUUAGGGGGAAGAACCAGCAUUAUUACUUUGAUGUUUGGUGUGAAUAUUCAAUCAAUAAAAAUGAUGUACCAUUAUAAACAGCUGUGAUCUUUCUGAAUAUCCUAAAUAAAACUAUGCUGAUGAGUUCAUCUCACAUUCCUGAAAGCAGGGUACCAGUAAGUUAACAUGGCUCAGACCAUGAAUGGAUCUCUUCUUCCAUAAAGUACUCAUUUUUCAACUCAUAGAAACAGAAGGCCCCAAGGCAAAAAAUUUGGCAAGUUUACGGAAAAUAUCUCUUUGGUAAUAUAUUUUUAUUUUAUAUAUACUUUAAUUUUUUAAAACUUUCUUUUUAUUUUGCAGUGUUGUUUGGUUCACAUAUCAACUAUUUAAGCCAUAACUUUAACCGAUGAAAUGUAAAUAUUGAGUAUGACUCUUUGAAGUGUAGUAGAUACAUUUAAAUUAUUUGCUGAUACCAAAACUAGAAGUCAUUGAAGGUGGGUGGCAAUCAACCUUUGCUUGUAAUUAAAGUUGUGCUACUUCUAAAAUGUGUAUUUUUUUUUUAAUUUAGUAAAGGGCAAUAAAACCAUUACACAAA
Molecule: messenger RNA, 6803 nt
Organism: Otolemur garnettii (small-eared galago)
Lineage: Eukaryota; Metazoa; Chordata; Mammalia; Primates; Galagidae
Gene: RIC1
Product: RIC1 homolog, RAB6A GEF complex partner 1
Exons: 26
Coding region: 208-4476 (1422 amino acids)
Biological process (GO): retrograde transport, endosome to Golgi; intracellular protein transport
Cellular component (GO): Ric1-Rgp1 guanyl-nucleotide exchange factor complex; cytosol; Golgi membrane
Molecular function (GO): protein binding
Source: RefSeq, a predicted model, not a curated record